Molecule: messenger RNA, 615 nt
Organism: Lactuca saligna
Lineage: Eukaryota; Viridiplantae; Streptophyta; Magnoliopsida; Asterales; Asteraceae
Source: the annotation of a GenBank genome assembly
AUGAAGCCACAGUAUGAGACGUGGAGUGUGAGCAAGAUUACGACAAUCAAGGUUACUUUUCCAAUCAAAACCGACAUCUUCCCAAAUGUGAAGUUCAAGGUUGUGACGAAUUCUUCUAGUCAGGUCCACGAGUUUAUGCUCGUUGAUGUAGCUUGCCUUAACCCUUAUCAUUGGAUCAAGCUUUACAACUUGUUUCUUAGAGAUGGACAGAAGUAUGAGUCCGUUAUUGCUCACCUCAUGCAGAUGUUAAUCUCGUACAUUAAAGAGGUAGGAAAAAUGGAUGUAGAGAUUGCUACUGUGCUGCGAAGGAAUCCUUGUGUGCUACCUAAAGAAGUCCCAGGAGAAUUUCAUAAGGCUUGCCUCUUUCUUGCUGAUAAGCAUCUGUUCACUACCUCUUUCCUGGAGUAUGUGUUGGAUAUGGUCAACAAGUACAAUGGUAACAACACAAGUGACAAGAAGUGCUUUUCGGAUAUGAUUCUAAGGUAUAUCCAUGUUCUCAAUGUUCUAUUAGAUUUCAUUCCAAAAGUUUUGAAGUGUAGAAGCGAACUCAACAGUGAAGGACUUUUGCCUCAAUCGAUGCAAAUUGGGGGGGGGGGGGGGAUUGUUGAGUAUUAA